This is a messenger RNA of Momordica charantia (bitter melon), 2007 nucleotides long. RefSeq names its product nucleolar protein 56. Gene Ontology annotation, molecular function: snoRNA binding. Lineage: Eukaryota; Viridiplantae; Streptophyta; Magnoliopsida; Cucurbitales; Cucurbitaceae. Gene Ontology annotation, cellular component: small-subunit processome; box C/D methylation guide snoRNP complex. The record is from RefSeq and is a predicted model, not a curated record.
CAAAACCCCCGAAAACCUAAAACCUUUUCCCGCAACCGCUCGCCUUUCAAAGCCAUAGAAGAGAAACUGAGAACGCUUCCGUCAUAGUUUCUCUCUGGUUUUGGUCCCAUGACUUCGACGUAUCUUCUGUAUGAAUCUGCUUCUGGUUAUGCUCUGUUUCACGCCCAUGGCCUCGACGAAAUUGGGCAGAACACUGAAGCCGUUCGGAGCUCUGUCUCCGACCUCAACCGCUUCGGCAAGGUCGUGAAGCUUGCUGCUUUCCAUCCCUUCGAGUCGGCUCUCGAUGCACUCAAGCAGUGCAACUCGGUGUCGGAAGGGCUCAUGACUGAUGAGUUGAGGAGUUUCCUGGAAAUUAAUCUUCCAAAAGUUAAGGAGGGUAAAAAGGCCAAGUUCGUUUUGGGACUAGCUGAACCCAAGAUUGGGUCAAACAUCUUUGAAGAGACUAAAAUCCCAUGUCAGAGUAAUGAGUUUGUUCUGGAGCUGCUUCGGGGUGUGCGGCUACACUUUGACAAAUUUAUCAAGGAUCUGAAGUCAGGAGAUUUGGAGAAAGCCCAACUUGGUCUAGGGCACAGUUACAGUCGAGCCAAGGUCAAGUUCAAUGUUAACCGUGUUGAUAACAUGGUCAUUCAAGCAAUCUUCCUCCUUGACACUCUCGACAAGGACAUUAAUUCCUUCUCCAUGAGAGUCAGAGAGUGGUACUCAUGGCACUUCCCUGAGCUGGUGAAGAUUGUCAGUGACAAUUAUCUUUAUGCCAAAGUUGCUAAAUUUAUUGAGGACAAAUCAAAGCUGGCAGAAGACAAAAUCCCUGGCUUAACUGACAUAAUUGGUGACGAGGAUAAAGCAAAGGAGAUUGUUGAAGCAGCCAAAGCCUCCAUGGGCCAGGAUUUGUCUCCUAUUGACUUGAUUAAUGUCCAGCAAUUCGCACAGAGGGUAAUGGAUCUAUCUGAAUACAGGAAAAAACUUUUUGAUUAUCUAGUGGCUAAAAUGAAUGAUAUUGCACCCAAUUUGGCCUCUUUGAUUGGUGAAGUUGUUGGGGCCCGUCUAAUUUCCCAUGCUGGUAGUCUAACAAAUUUGGCCAAGUGCCCUUCUUCCACCCUUCAGAUACUUGGGGCAGAGAAAGCACUCUUCAGGGCUUUGAAAACAAAAGGAAACACGCCUAAAUAUGGUCUCAUCUUUCAUUCAUCUUUCAUUGGGCGAGCAUCUGCACGCAAUAAAGGCCGUAUGGCUCGUUACCUUGCGAACAAGUGCUCUAUUGCAUCACGUAUUGAUUGCUUUGCAGAGACGAGUACCACAACCUUUGGUGAGAAACUUCGUGAGCAAGUUGAAGAGCGCCUUGACUUUUAUGACAAGGGAAUAGCACCUCGUAAAAACAUUGAUGUUAUGAAAGCUGCAAUUGAAAGUGCCGAUAGCAAAGCAACUGACAUGGACAUAGAAGAGCCAAAUGACGCUUCGGGGAAAAAGAGCAAGAAAAAGAAAUCAAAAGCUAAUGCAAACGGUGAACUUGAGGACAGGCCAAGUGCUACUGCAAAUGGUGACACCGACGAUGUGAAAUCAGAAAAGAAGAAAAAGAAGGAGAAGCGAAAGUUGGAACGGGAACUAGAGGAGCAGCAGCAGCAGCAGCAGCACACAAAUGGAGUAAAUGGCGAGGAAGAAUCGGGCAAGAAGAAGAAGAAAAAGAAGAGCAAGGAUGAAAAUAAGGAGGAUCACGUAGCUGCAGAAGAUGGUAAGAAGAAAAAGAAGAAGAAGUCGAAAACUGAAGAUGCCGAAUAGCUUUUCAAACCCACAGUGACAUGGAGGCGGACAGUUGAUUUAUAGGUAGACAUGCUUUUGUUGCUAUUACAUAUUCUAGCUGUAGAAAUGUCCCUUGUGGCUCUUUUUGGUCUCCAAUCAGUAAACUUAUGCCCUUUUUGUCUUAAUAUCUGAAUUGACUUCCAGUGGAUGAAAUGUAUUCUACUCUAAUUUUGUUGGAGUUGUUUUCUUUAAGAAUUUAAGAUUCUGGUAGAUGAA